AUGAUUGCACGUACUGCUGCGAAAUUGGCAUUUCUUUCCAUCGAUCUGCUGGUUUGCGAUGAAGCACACAGGCUUAAAAAUCUGAAUGGAAGACUCCGAGAACAACUUCAAAUUUUGCAUGCUCAGCGUCGUUUAUUGCUGACAGGAACACCAAUGCAAAAUGAUUUGGAGGAAUUUUAUUCACUGGUUAACUUUGCACGACCAGAUCUUUUUGGUUGUUUUUCGGAAUUCAAACAUCUUUGUGAAUUCGAGCCAACUCAUUUCAACGAAUUACUUGCCGAGGUGAUGCUUCGCCGGACAGCUGAAGUGAUCCAUGAAUGGUUACCACCGAAAACUGAUUACAUAGUUUGGUGUCGACCGUCAUCGUUGCAAUGCUCUAUAUAUAAACGUUUGAAGAAAUUCCUCUCGUGUGAUCACUUGACUUUGAUUGAUGCCUUGCGAAAAUUAUGUAACCAUCCAUCCAUUCUUUAUCGGAGUAUCAUGAUGAAACUUCAAACUUGUAAGGUGGAAGAAAGAGAAUUUUAUAACGCACUCCUUCAAUUGUUUCCUAGUACUUUUAAUGAUUUUUCCCUUUCAGUCACUGACUCAGGCAAACUUAGUGUAUUUACCGAGUUGCUGGGAAAAUUUCGAGGACAGGAAGGAAAAGUAGUCAUUGUUUCCAAUUUCACCCAGACUCUUGAUCUCUUGGAGGAGCUCUGUCGAACUCUGUUUUAUACUGUUCUGCGAUUGGAUGGUGGACUUGGCUUAAAUCUCGUUGGUGCUAGUCGAAUGAUUUUGUUUGAUUCGGAUUGGAAUCCAGCUGUUGAUAUGCAAGUGAUGGCUCGUAUCUGGCGACAGGGACAAAAAAGUCCAUGUCAUAUUUAUCGACUUAUUACCGGGGGUACUGUGGAUGAAAAGAUUUUGCAAAGACAAAUCAAAAAAAGCAGUCUCAAUACAGUAGUUGAAAUGAUCCCAGCCGAAUCAUUUACGCAUUUCUCUGAUGAAGAAUUGCAAGAUAUCUUUACACUUCGUGAUGAGGCCGAAUGUGAAACGCAUUGUUUAUUGGAAUGCCAGUGCGAUGGAUGUGGCCUUUUGCCAGAAGAGCUCGAAGUAAUUCAAGGAAUAAGUUCUGAUGAGAAUUCUGCAUCUAACCUGGAUGUUGAGAAUAUCAGCGAAAGUAUGGAUGGGAGUGACGACCCUACGUCAGUUCCAGAAGAUUCUAUCCAAUUAUCAGUUGGUCCUUUGAUACAGGAUUGCACUGUCUCUAUUUGUCCUAACAGCAACGAAGUGCCCGAAGACGAAGCUGAAAAUAAAAUACUGGGAGAUGAAGCGGCAUUAUCAGCGAGCGCGUUGAUGGGAACAUUGAUGCGUUGGCAGCAUUAUUCACCAAAUUAUGAAGAUCAGUUUGAAUUGAUGAAAGCUCAGGCUGGUUUAGAGGGAUGCAACCUAGAAGAGGUUUCGUUCAUUAUGAAGUUGGUCUCCAAUUUCUGA
Messenger RNA from Loa loa (African eye worm), 1470 nucleotides. Its product is annotated as type III restriction enzyme. Gene Ontology annotation, biological process: reciprocal meiotic recombination; double-strand break repair via homologous recombination. The transcript has 12 exons. The record is from RefSeq and is a predicted model, not a curated record. NCBI's taxonomy places the organism in Eukaryota, Metazoa, Nematoda, Chromadorea, Rhabditida, Onchocercidae. The coding region runs from base 1 to 1470 and encodes 489 amino acids. Gene Ontology annotation, molecular function: DNA translocase activity; ATP-dependent chromatin remodeler activity; ATP binding. Gene Ontology annotation, cellular component: nucleus.